AUGGAGCUGAAUGAGUUUGGAUCCACCACUUGUCUCCUUAGAUCUUACGACAAAAGUGGCGCACAUAACGAAGGUUUUUCGUCGGGAUAUGAUUCGAAUUCAGAAAUAGAUAUCCAAAUUAACACAACGAAAAGUCCGGACGACUCUCUUCGUUGGGCUUGGCGAGGAAUAAGCGAUGAUGAUGACUCGGAUAGUGAAAUCAGUGACACAGACUCCUGCAUCAGCGAAUCAGAAAGUGAGGAUGAAUCAUGCGGACGAAAAGGGGCGGGGUUUACCAAAGAGGCGUGGUCUGAAGACGAAUCAUCCGAUUCUGAGGAUGAGGAUUCCAUGAAAUUCGUUAACACUGAGACAGUGAGAGAGGCUAUGAACCACGUGAUUACCAUGCCUGACCUCUGUGACGUCAUUUUCUUAGUGGGCCCAAGCCUUACACCUAUCCAUGGCUUGAAAUCGAUAAUGUCCACGCGGAGCAGGAUAUUCUAUCAGCUGAUUUUCAAGGCUACAAAAGAAGCAGCUGGUGUAGCUUCAAAGAAGAAAAAGUCAAAGAAAAUUAAACCCGUAGAAAACCAAAAACCAGUGGUCAACAUCCCUGACGUCAGUGUGGGCAUCUUUAAGAGGCUGGUAGCGUACAUUCACACCGGAAGUGUCGACAUCAAGCCACAGGAAGUAACAGAGUUGACCUGUGCCGCCCAUCGCUUUGACUUGCCAGAUUUAGUAGAAUUAUGUAUAGAUUUUCUGGAAACUUGUACAACUACAACUUCCAUUUACACCGUCCUUGACACAGCCAAAAGAAUUCAAGGUCACAGCAUUGCACUCAAGAUCGUCGCUAAGAUGACUGAACGCUUGAAUAAACUGGAGACAAAGAAAACUCUACGACUCAAGAAAGACGUGUUUCAGUGAAUAUUCAUGACAAGACGCUUGUGACUUAUUGGGAACGGAGGCCAGACGUCAUAGAAAGAUGAACGUAAGAGCCGAAUGAACGUCUCGUGGCUUCCUGAUGAAUACAUAGUGCUAUUUAAAAAAGACCAAGAAAUAUUCUUGAAGGGCCACAAUUGUCAUAAUAGUGCCAAACAUGUUAUGCUGUAUUAUUACUAAAAUACUAGUAGUAAAUACAGAUUGUAUUUCUUUAUUGUUAUUUUUAGAUGUUAAUAAAAUUUAAGAAAUUUUAA
Messenger RNA from Saccostrea echinata, 1166 nucleotides. RefSeq names its product serine-enriched protein-like. The record is from RefSeq and is a predicted model, not a curated record. The coding region runs from base 1 to 897 and encodes 298 amino acids. Gene Ontology annotation, molecular function: protein binding. NCBI's taxonomy places the organism in Eukaryota, Metazoa, Mollusca, Bivalvia, Ostreida, Ostreidae. The transcript has 5 exons.